AUGGAACGCCAGCCGUACACGGGCCCGCGGCUCGGGAGCUGGUCGGCCUUUCCGCAGUGGAAGGCGGGCUUCAUGGCCGCGAUGGCGUCCGAGCAGCUCUCGCAGUACUUCCUCAAGCCACAGUUCGAGGACCUGUUGCUCGUGUCGCCGGCGCUCGUCCAGCGCCUCCGCGACGAGGCCGAGCUCGCCGAGCCCAUCGUGCCUCCGAUGCUCUCAGGGACCAAGCGCGAGAUGGCGACGCACGAUCGGAUGCUGCGCGUGCAUGCGCGCCUUGAGGAAGCGAUCCAGAACCAAGUCGCCCGCCACCGCGCCGAUGCCGAGCGCCGCGCGCGGCAGUAUUUGAUCGCUGCGCUCGACACCGCCCUCGUCGACACCAUGCAAGCCGCGCCGACCGUAUUCGACGCAUGGCUCUUCUUGCAUGUGAAGAGCCUCAUGCCCAGCUUGGCGCAGCAGGUCCACGACAUUUCGGAGCUCCAAGAACGCACCACCGACGGUGUUGCACCCCUUGAAGCACCCAUGGACCAAUCUCUGCAGGACCUCUUGGCGAUGCGCGGGGCAGAAGAGUCCAACGAUUGGCUUCGCGCUAUCGUCGGUCGACUCAAGGUGGCGCUUUCCGCAGAUGCCGACAGCACGUCGUCCAUCCCCACUACACCGCACAUUUCGCCUUUCCCCACAAGCGCCCUCGAGCGCAUGCGACCUGCACCGCCAGGCGCUAGCCUGGUGCGUCGUCCGCUGCAGCCCCUAGGAAGCCCACUGCGCUUGCAGCGAUACCGUACGCUGCGAACGUCUCCGACCGCCGGGAACGCGCGUCCGAUUCCCAAGAAAGCGUCGCCACAGCACAGCUUCCUGCACGUCUCCGCCAAGCCCCUGCCGUACAAGGCCAAGACGGCUGUCGACGUGGUCAACCUGGCUCCACGCAACGCGUGGUCGCCCAAAGAAACCAAGGCGCUCACCAAGCUCAUGGCCGUGCACGGCCGCAACUGGGCGGCCAUCUUGGUCGAAGGCCACGCGAGAAAGGUGCUUUUGCCGUGCCGAACCACCAAGUCGCUCCAGAAGAAAUAUUACCGCAUGCCACGCCACGGAGCUACUAGCUAAGAAGACGCAUCUUGACGCAUCGCUAUACCUUUAUGCAACACGCAAGCUUGAGCGUUCCCAGAGCCUCCACUCGAUGCUACACGGCGGAGUAAAACGUACGUAAAACUCGUCAUGCACCGCGUAAAACCAUUUAAACGUUAAAUAAUUGAAAAACCUGAAC
This is a messenger RNA of Saprolegnia diclina VS20, 1255 nucleotides long. RefSeq lists its product as hypothetical. Bases 1 to 1095 code for a protein of 364 amino acids. The record is from RefSeq and is a predicted model, not a curated record. The transcript has 3 exons. Lineage: Eukaryota; Oomycota; Saprolegniomycetes; Saprolegniales; Saprolegniaceae.